This is a messenger RNA of Penicillium soppii, 1128 nucleotides long. RefSeq names its product putative UV excision repair protein (RadW). The transcript is spliced from 7 exons. Lineage: Eukaryota; Fungi; Ascomycota; Eurotiomycetes; Eurotiales; Aspergillaceae. The coding region runs from base 1 to 1128 and encodes 375 amino acids. Gene Ontology annotation, cellular component: nucleoplasm; cytosol. Gene Ontology annotation, biological process: proteasome-mediated ubiquitin-dependent protein catabolic process; nucleotide-excision repair. Gene Ontology annotation, molecular function: proteasome binding; polyubiquitin modification-dependent protein binding; damaged DNA binding. The record is from RefSeq and is a predicted model, not a curated record.
AUGAAGCUCACUUUCAAGGACCUGAAGCAGGAGAAGUUCGUCAUCGAUGUCGAGCCUUCUGAGACUGUUCGCGAGGUCAAGGUCAAGAUCGCUCAAGAAAAGGGCGAGUACGAAGCAGAGCGCAUGAAGGUUAUCUACUCCGGAAAGAUCCUUCAAGAUGACAAGACAGUCGAAUCUUAUAAUAUUCAAGAAAAGGACUUCUUAGUCUGCUUGCCUUCAAAGCAACCCAAGGCCCCUGCCGCCGCCUCUCAAGUCCCUUCUACCCCGGCUCCUCGAGCCCCAGUAUCGACACCCGCUGCCCCUCCAGCUCCCCAGGCUGCCGCUGCUCCUCCUACAUCUGCUGCUCCCGCAACUCCUUCCCCGGCUGGUGCUGCCCAGACUGGGCCCGCCUUUGGCGACCCCUCGGCUUUGUCCAUGGGCUCUGCCGCUGAGGGCGCAGUUGCCCAGAUGGAGGCGAUGGGUUUCGCCCGCACCGACAUCGAACGCGCCAUGCGCGCUGCUUUCUUCAACCCCGACCGCGCUAUUGAAUAUCUUUUGACCGGUAUCCCCGAUAACAUCCAGGAACAGCAGCAGCAGCAACGGCAGGAAGCCGAAGAGUCAGCUCCUACUGGGGCCGCUCCUCCCGCUGCCACCGGUGGCGAAGAGCCACUGAACCUCUUCGAAGCUGCUGCCCAAGCGGGUGGUGAAGGUGGCCGAACCCGUGGUGCUGGUGCCGCCGCCGGUGCCGGUGCCGGUGCUGCUGGUGGUGAGGCCCUCGGAAGCCUCGAGUUCCUCCGCAGCAACCCCCACUUCCAACAACUCCGCCAACUUGUUCAACAACAGCCCCACAUGCUUGAACCCAUCCUACAGCAGGUUGCCGCCGGGAAUCCCCAGAUUGCUUCGAUCAUCGGUCAGAACUCCGAUCAGUUCUUGCAGCUUCUCGGUGAGGAACUUGAUGAUGACGAGGGUGCUUUGCCACCCGGUGCACAGGCUAUCUCGGUUACGGAAGAAGAGCGCGACGCCAUUGAACGUCUGUGCCGUCUCGGCUUCCCCCGCGACUCGGUCAUCCAGGCAUACUUCGCCUGCGACAAGAACGAGGAGUUGGCAGCCAACUUCCUCUUCGACCAGCCCGACGAGGAUGAGGAGUAG